AUGCCGGCACUGGUUUGGAUACAUUUUGAAGCGCUGAGCGAUAUUCAGGCAAGAUGCAAAUAUUGUGCGGCUGUUCUUACAGUGACAAAUGGAUCGACAAAGGGUUUAUGGACACAUGUAAGCCGAAAACACAAACAAGAGCAUUUGACGUUCAAUUACGAGACGAAAGAGGCCGUCGAACAGAUUCAGGCAAUCGCUAAAGAGCCGAUCGUUCGCGGAAUUGCCUCUCGUCAACAAGCCGUUAAAGUUGAGUCAAAAGGGAAAUCUGAAGAAAAGCCUCCUCUUCCACCAAUCGAGAUCACGAAGAAAGCGGAGCCAAAACGAAAACGACGUUUGAAAUAUCGAGAGAAUUCAAUCGGUGCAAUGCUCAAAUCGGUACUACAAAGUGGCGAGCCGAAAACUAUUGACGAGAAAUUAAAUGAAACAAUUGAAAACGUACUUGCGAAUGGAUUAUUGAAAAAGGACGAUAAAGAACAAGAUGAAGAGCAAGCUAAAGAAAAGCUUGAUCAGCGAAAAAAUGCGGUUGUCGAAGAGCCACUUUUCAAGUUUUCUGUGAAAGAAGAGAUGAUUUCUGACUCCGAGGAGCCGUCAACGUCGAAGAAUUCCCACUCCGAUUCAACAAUUUCACUCGGUUCUACCCUUUCUGCGGCUUUUUACGUCGAAUAUCGAAAAACUUUGAAAGAAUUCGGCUACACGCUUUCGCCCGAAAUGGAACAAAGUGGAGGCGAACCGGUACCAGCAUUUUCCGUUUCUACCCUUAUUGAAGCGUUCCGCGCUACGGUCAGCCGCGACUACGAAAAGGCGAUCAGUUUAGUGCGAAAUACUGUGAAGAGUGGUCACGCUUUUACGGCAGAUGAUUUGGAGCUCCUCGAUCAUGUGUUUGCCUGUGUGUUGAACACUUCGCACUAUGACGAAACGAUGAUCGAGGUAUGCUGGGAAUGGAUUGAAGCUUUUGAGAGACCGCCACGCACCGUCGACGCUCGGGUUGUAGCUGGCAGCACCCUAAGCAUCUACUUUGCUUAUCAUACGGUUUGU
Messenger RNA from Mesorhabditis belari, 1035 nucleotides. The record is from the annotation of a GenBank genome assembly. NCBI's taxonomy places the organism in Eukaryota, Metazoa, Nematoda, Chromadorea, Rhabditida, Rhabditidae.